AAACGCCGGCCAAUCACGCGGCGACUCACCCUCAACACGGGCGCGAAACGAAAGCGUUGUGACGCUGCCGCGGAAUCAACCGCCGGGGUUGACGGGACGAGAAAUGGACCUGCCGCAGAAAAGAAAACGAAUAAGCUACGAAUUAACCAACUCACAAACCUCCAGCCGCGAAGCUGCACCGUCCAGCAGCACUAAUGGCCAAGCGGGAGGUUUCGUGGAGGGCUCUAUCCUCCGCAUCACCAUGCGCAACUUCCUCACAUACGACCACUCGGAAGUUUUCCCCGGACCCAAACUGAACAUGAUCGUGGGAGCCAACGGCACUGGGAAGUCCAGUAUAGUGUGUGCCAUCUGCCUGGGCCUGGCGGGAAAAACAGCCGUGCUGGGCCGAGGAGACAAGGUUGGUCUGUAUGUGAAGCGAGGGUGCAGUAAGGGUUCAGUUGAAAUUGAGCUAUACAGAGCGAGUGGAAACUUGAUAAUCACCAGAGAGAUCCAGGUUGAGAACAACCAAUCCACAUGGAUGCUCAAUAAAAAACACACCAGUCAGAAGGCUGUGGAGGAGGCUGUGAAAGAGCUGCACAUUCAGGUCGGGAACCUGUGUCAGUUCCUACCACAGGAGAAGGUUGGAGAGUUUGCUAAGAUGAGUAAGAUCGAGCUUCUUGAAGCCACUGAGAAAUCGGUCGGCCCGCCAGAAAUGUACGAGUUUCACUGCGAACUCAAGACGUUCCGCAGCAAAGAGAGGGACCUGGAGAAUGUGUGUAAGGAGAAAGCCAACUUCCUGGAGAAGGCCAGACAGAGGAAUGAGAGGAACAAACUGGAUGUAGAGCGCUACUACAUGAAGAAGAGACACUUGGACAGGAUCCAGAUGCUAGAGAAGAAGAAACCCUGGGUGGAGUAUGAAACGGCACGUAAAGAGCUCGAGGGGGUGAAGAAGGAGAGAGAGGAAAUGAAAAAGAAGCUGAAGUCGCUAAAAGAAGCUCAGGAGCCGCUGCUCAGGAAGAUCCGCUCGGUGGAGAGUCAGCUGCAGCCCAUCGAGCAGCAGAUGAAGGAGCUGACUGCCGGUAUCAGAGACGCAACGCAGAAAUGUAAGCAGAAACAUGAUCAGCUUGAAUAUAGGAAUAAAGAGGUUGAUGACAUCAGACAGGACCUGAGUCUGAAGCAGACCGAGGAGGCGGACCGACAGAAGCGCAUCGGACACACGCAGCUCAUGAUCAAAGACCUGCAGAAGGAGCUGCAGAACAUGGGCAGCAUGGAGGACGUCACGCCUCAGAUUGAGGCUGUCAACGCAGAGCUGAGGAAAAUCCAGGAAGAAAAAGCCAAACUGGAGGGCGAGAUGUCAGACCUGCGCAGAGAUAAAGACGAAGCCUUUGGAGAAUUAAACCGUUUGCAGAAUCGUCAGAGGAGUCUGGACGACAUGAUGAAGGUGAAAGAGGAUAAACUGCGCACCCGUUUUCGUGACACCUACACCGCCCUCAAGUGGCUGAGGGAUAACCGUGAUCGUUUUGAAGGCAACGUCUAUGAGCCCAUGAUGCUGGUGAUAAAUGUCCGUGAUUCUCGGCACGCAAAAUACAUUGAGAGUCACAUUCCUCUCAAUGAUUUGAGAGCGUUCGUCUUUCAGAGACAGGAGGACAUGGAGAAGUUCAUGACAGAGGUGCGAGACACACAGAGGCUGCGAGUUAACACCGUCAUUGCUCCAGAGGAGUCCUGCUCUAGACGACCACCAUCACGCCCACUCGAGACUCUGAAGCCUUAUGGCUUCUUCUCAUAUUUGCGUGAGCUGUUCGAUGCUCCUGAGGAGGUCAUGAGUUACUUAUGCUAUCAGUACAAAGUCAAUGAUGUGCCUGUAGGGACAGAGAAGACCAAGAGCAUGAUCGAGAUGGUGAUCAGAGAGCUUCAGAUGAGGAUGAUCUACACAGCGGAGGAGAAGUACACUGUGAAGAAAUCCAACUACUCUAGUAACGUGGUCUCCAGUAACUCGGCCCUGCGACCCUCGCAGUUCCUCACUAUGACCGUAGAUGCAGAUGAGAGACGCCAGCUGGAGGAGCAGCUGAGGGCAGCACAGAGGCAGGUGCAGAGCAUUGAUCAACGGAUGGCAGCCAUUCGUGAGCAACAAGCUAAACUGGACCGCCGUGAUAAUGAGCUGCGUGCUAACAAGAAGAAACUGUCUGAGCUGAAAGGCAAGAAGAGACAACUGGAGCAGAAAAUCAGCACAAAACAGGACAGUUUACGGCAGAUGGAGCAGAAUGAGAUCAACUUGCAGGCAAUUGAAGAGGAAACAAAUGCCAAGAUCGCUGCUGUAAACAACAAGAAAGUGGCCAUAAUGGAGGAGUAUUUGGGUCACAUGCAGAUGAAGGCCAGACUGAGUAUGGAGAAGGUGUACUUGGCUCUUCAGAGUGCUGGUCUCUCUGCUGAGAAAACCAAACUGGAGACGGACUGCAGGGACAGUUCAGCUGAGCUCAAGCGAGCAGAGGUGGUAUACACCAAACUGGACCAGGUCAAGAACAAUCUGUUGACCACGUGUAAGACUCUGAUGAGGAGGGCCAGUGAGAUCUGUAACAUGACCCCCGGAGAGACGGCCGUCCCAGAGGAACUACACCAAGCCUUCAGCCAGUUGCCUGAUACACUGGACGAGAUCGAUGCCAUGCUGAAUGAGGAGAAGACCAGAGCCGAGUGCUUCACCGGCCUCAGUGAUGCUGUGGUGGAGGAGUAUAACAGACGUGAGCGGGAGAUUCAGAACAUGGAGAAGGAGCUGGACGACAAGACCAACGCUCUGACAACCUACAGACAAAACAUCGCUGAGGCCAAAGAGCGCUGGCUGAAUCCUCUGAAGCAGCUGGUGGAUCAGAUCAACGAGCGCUUCAGUGAUUUCUUUCGCUCCAUGCAGUGUGCUGGAGAGGUGGAUCUGCACUCGGAGAACGAGGAGGAGUAUGAUAAGUACGGCAUCCGCAUCCGAGUGAAGUUUCGCAGCAGCACGCAGCUGCACGAGCUGACGCCUCACCAUCAGAGCGGAGGAGAGCGCAGUGUGUCCACCAUGCUGUACCUCAUGUCCCUGCAGGAGCUCAACCGCUGCCCCUUCAGAGUGGUGGACGAGAUCAACCAGGGCAUGGAUCCUGUCAAUGAGAGACGUGUGUUUGACAUCGUAGUGCGGACAGCGUGUGGUGUGAACACGUCUCAGUAUUUCUUCAUCACACCCAAGCUCCUACAGAACCUGAAGUACGCGGAGCAGAUGACUAUACUGUGUGUGCACAACGGACCCUACAUGCUGCCGCCACACAAAUGGAGCGAGAAAGCCUUCAUCAGACGCGCCAAACGCAGACAAAUCCCCUGAAGAACAUGUUGAGCUGUUCAGUGAAGCACGAGUUCUUGUUGGAUCAGCAGUUCAGACGAGGUGAAGUGCCUUCAUGUCAAAGAUGCAUCAAAACUGUUACGAGUUCUGAUUAAACAUUUUGUAUAAUGAAUAAA
Cyprinus carpio (common carp) is the source of this 3459-nucleotide messenger RNA. It is a transcript of the gene smc5, whose product is annotated as structural maintenance of chromosomes 5. Gene Ontology annotation, molecular function: ATP binding; ATP hydrolysis activity. The record is from RefSeq and is a predicted model, not a curated record. Gene Ontology annotation, biological process: double-strand break repair via homologous recombination. Gene Ontology annotation, cellular component: Smc5-Smc6 complex. Lineage: Eukaryota; Metazoa; Chordata; Actinopteri; Cypriniformes; Cyprinidae.